Sphaeroforma arctica JP610 is the source of this 1020-nucleotide messenger RNA. RefSeq lists its product as hypothetical. The record is from RefSeq and is a predicted model, not a curated record. Gene Ontology annotation, molecular function: protein dimerization activity. Lineage: Eukaryota; Ichthyosporea; Ichthyophonida. The transcript is spliced from 3 exons. The coding region runs from base 1 to 1020 and encodes 339 amino acids.
AUGGACCACUUCGGAGGGGUUCUAGGACUGGUAGAUGAGGCAGGUUGGUCCAAAGGAAACAUUCAGGUUGUUGCACCACUCAAUUUUGCCGAUGAGGCACUGUCCGAAAACUACAUGGUCAUUGGAAAAAUGGGUAGACGGGCAUGGUGGCAAUUUGGCAACCUCCUACCUGCCAACGAAAACGCAAGUAUUCAUGCUGUUCUCUCGUUCACACAAUCCAACUUCCUAUUCGCGUACGCCGAAGACACUCUGGAAAUCACGAAGGAUAUUGUAACACACACCAUUGCUGGGAUCAAUUUUGAGUUUAUGCUCACUUUGAGUGCAGAGGCCCCCGCAGAAAUGCACACAUGGGUUGAAAAUUGGGGACUGCUAAAUACCGACGAGAAUGCUGUGAUGUCUGCACACAACUUUUUGACACUCCGUGGAGCGAAGGCAAGAGACCCAGUGAAGUGGACCACUGAGACAAUCGAAAUGCCCAAGUCCAUAGACUCAUAUUUUAAUACACGUGGGCACUACGGUCACCUCAAACACAACUCCAAGGAGGUAUAUCAGUUUUACGUCGGCUGGUGGGAUGGCAAUCCCGCAGGUUUCCAGCAUCUACCCCCGGUGGAGAGAGUAUGGCUGACAUGGGUGGGAUUGAGGCUGUUAUCGAGCGAGGCCAAUGGCAUCACGACAACGGUAACUACCGAUGGUGUGCUGAAAGCGAGAUAUCUGGAGGCUGACUGUCUGGAGCAAAUCGGUUAUGCCGAAGAGAGCGGUAUCCGACGAAACUUCAUGCUCACAGGCACCCAAGAGCUUCGCCACGGCAAGAAAGCGUACCCAGAGCCAGAUUUGGACGAAUCGUUCCUGUUUGAAAUGCCACUCUGGAUGAUGUUGCAAAGCUUAGAAAUCAAAAUCGACCCCACCAUGGCCGAAAAGUCCAAUGGCUUGUCACUGAAUUUGGAGGUAAAGGAUACCAACGAGAUGUUCAACAUCAUCAUAUCACAGGCCGUUCUGAUUUCCCUCCCAGUCGAUGUAUAA